Messenger RNA from Symbiodinium natans, 696 nucleotides. NCBI's taxonomy places the organism in Eukaryota, Dinophyceae, Suessiales, Symbiodiniaceae. The record is from the annotation of a GenBank genome assembly.
AUGGUGAUUCCUGGCCCUGGGCUUCCUGCGACCUUUGCAGCUGCGAUCGGGGUUUUUCGCGAGACGCUCAGGCGUGUGCCACCGUGGCUUUUGUUGUCCGGCGCGGCGGAUCAGUUCGUGAAGCCUGUCACAAACAACUUUGCCUUCCCUGCUGUCACGCUUCCAUCCCGCGUGACUGUAGAACAGGACACUGUUGGGGGCGUUCCCGGGGAGUGGCACGUCCCGCAGGAUGCAAACAGCCGAGUGGACAACCUCCUUCUUUGGGCCCAUGGCGGCGGCUUCAUGUUUUGCUCACCUGGAACGCAUCGGCUGUUUCUGAGUCGAGUCGCAGAGCGAUCGAAUUGCAUUGUCUUCUGCCCAAACUACCGGAAGCCUCCACAGCAUCCCUUUCCCGAGCCGCUUGCGGACGUGUGGAAGACCUAUGAGGUGCUUCGGAGCCGAAACGCCCAGCAAGACAUCUAUGUGGGAGGGGACAGUGCGGGCGGCAAUCUGGCCCUGGAACUAGCACGCCGGGCCUGCGCUGAGCAGGUGUCCACGCACCUGCAGAAGGUGGCAGGUGUGCUGUUGCUCAGCCCUUGGGUGGACCUUGCGGACAACACGUCCGACUCAUGGUUCAAGUAUGAGGAGGUGGACUUCCUCCCACGUGUACAGUCACGUGCCGUCGCGAAGCUCUAUGCAUCGACUUGGCCCCUAGAG